Podarcis muralis (Common wall lizard) is the source of this 6001-nucleotide messenger RNA. RefSeq names its product transmembrane protein 135 (gene TMEM135). The record is from RefSeq and is a predicted model, not a curated record. NCBI's taxonomy places the organism in Eukaryota, Metazoa, Chordata, Lepidosauria, Squamata, Lacertidae.
CGAGCCGGCAAACCGCCCCUCGGCCCGGCCGUAUACACAGCGCGCGCGAGAGGCGGUUGACCGCGAGUAACCUCGGCGGUUUGGGCCGCCCCGCGCGACCUUUCUCCUGCAUUGGCCGUGACGCGCUCGGGGCCUCCCCCUCCCCCCGAGCCCCCCUCCGCCAGAGAGAGAGAGAGAGAGAGCGGCUGCGGGCCAAGAUGGCGGCGCUGAGCAAGUCCAUCCCUCACAGCUGCUACGAGAUCGGGCACACCUGGCACCCCCGCUGCGGACGGGCCUUCGCGGACAUCACCCAGGGGGCGCUGCUCGAAUCCCUCCGCAUCUACGGGACCCUCUACCUGAUUGCUGCAAUUCUCCGGAAACGAAAACUAGAUUAUUAUUUGCACAAACUGCUCCCUGAGAUCCUACAAUCAACAUCCUUUCUGACAGCAAAUGGAAGUUUGUAUAUUGCAUUUUUCUGCAUUUUAAGGAGGAUACUUGGAAAAUUUUAUUUUUGGACUCCUGGUUUUGGCGCUGCUUUACCAGCUUCUUAUGUGGCUAUUCUUAUUGAAAGGAAGAGCAGGAGAGGGCUGCUUACAAUUUACAUGGCGAAUUUGGCCACCGAAACUCUAUUUCGCAUGGGGGUGUCAAGAGGAACAAUUACUCCUUUAAGACACGGAGAGGUCCUUUUGUUCUGCAUUACUGCUGCCCUGUUUAUGUUCUUUUUCAGGUGCAAGGAUGGCUUGAAAGGAUUUACAUUCUCAGCACUAAAAUUCAUUGUAGGGAAGGAAGAAAUUCCCACACAUUCUUUUGCACCGGAAGCAGCCUUUCUAAGGAGAGGGAGAAAAAUAAAACACAGCGAAGAAAUGACACAGCGAAUGAACAUAGUGGCGGCAACAAAGAAACUUGUGGACAAAGUAUGCAAACAUGGGCCAAGGCACAGAUGCUGUAAGCAUUAUGAAGAUAAUUGCAUCUCAUAUUGUGUUAAAGGCUUCAUUAGGAUGUUUAGCGUUGGUUACUUGAUCCAGUGUUGCCUUCGGAUCCCGUCAGCAUUCCGGCAUCUGUUUACAAAACCUUCCCGGCUGCUCUCGCUCCUCUACAACAAAGAAAAUUUCCAGCUCGGGGCUUUUCUGGGGUCAUUUGUCAGUAUAUACAAAGGUACAAGCUGCUUCCUGCGCUGGGUACGGAACCUGGACGAUGAACUGCAUGCACUUAUUGCAGGAUCCUUGGCAGGAAUGUCAAUGAUGUUCUACAAAAGUACUACUAUCUCUAUGUACCUGGCUUCCAAACUAGUAGAGGCCAUGUAUUUCAAAGGCAUCGAAGCCGGAAAGGUCCCUUAUUUUCCCCAUGCCGACAGUAUCAUCUAUGCUGUGUCCACAGCCAUCUGCUUCCAGGCAGCCGUGAUGGAAGUUCAAAACUUGAGACCUUCUUAUUGGAAAUUUCUAUUACGGCUAACAAGGGGAAGGUUUGCUGUCAUGAACAGGAAAGUUUUGGAUGUAUUUGGUACUGAAGCAUCUAUGCAUUUCAAGGACUUCGUACCUGCGCUUGACCCAAGACAUACAGUGGCCCCACCAGAGAGGCCUCUUGAGCGAUCUUGGUAGUGAGACGUUAGCCUGGGACGAAGUCUGGCUGAUGUUUGUGCUGAGAAGUUAAAUUAACUUUAACAGUCAAAUAGACCGAAGAGGGCUUGUGUUCCACUUCAGUAUUGUUUCAGUGAGUUGCGUUAUCUUACCAAUCAAAACGUUGCUAAAGCACCGUAGCGAGAUGCGGCUUUUAAUUCUGCCGCUCCCUUAGUAGAAAGUGUCUCUGGAUCACUGUGGCUGGUUGACGCAACCUGGUAGAUUUUUGACAGAAUUAUAUAUCAAUGGAUUAAUAUAUCAAAAAAGAUCGGGGGUGGUUGGGUGGGUCUGAAGUACGUGAAUGUACUUAAAAUAAAAAAUAACACCAUUUUGAAAACAAUUCAUUUUAAUUCAUUCCGGUAGAUAACUUAAUAACAAUAUUUUUACAUUUAGAAAAUGAAAGGGACAUUGGAGAUAUAAUGUCAGAAUUCUAUAAAUUUUAUUUUCAAAGUCAGAUUUUAGUGGGGAAUGUUUUCUCUGUUUCAGAUAGGUGGUUUAAAAAAAAAUUGUUACUGGAAAAUGUUUAAAGAGCCAAUGUCUAGUAGCAUAUUUAUGACUGUACUGUUUAUAUCCAGCUUUGGCUUUGAAAAAGCCCCCCCCCCCUAGCCUCUUCCCUUAAGUCGAAUUGCAUACCUCGAAAGCUACUGAGAGAUUUAAAAAAAGAUAUAGUGGGCAUUUAGGCCUGAGUAAUGUAGUUCUUCAGAUACGUGUAUGAAUAACUAGAAAGGACAAGACCACCACAGAAUGGAAUGUAGUAUUGUUCUUCAGGUUUUGAGCUGAGCCUCACAAGAUAUACUAGAUGGUUUGAAGAGCAAAAAAAUUGAAAACCUAUAUACAAGAGACUUAAGAAGAUGAUUGUGCCCUUGAAUAUGGAAUUGACUUGAUUUUUGUAAGCCUCCGUACUAUGUCAGUAAUCCAGUGGCCUUCCAAAGGAGUCAAAACCCCAAAGUUUUGAAAGGUGAAGCAAAACAGAUUGAUAUUUUUUUUUGAGAACAUUGAUGCUGUUUGCUUCUACAUAUUUUGUUCUUUUUUUAAAAAAAAAGAAAAGUGUAGCCAAUAUACAAGAGCCAUAUUACAAGUAUGUUAAAUUUAGGGCAAGCUGGUCAUUGCUCGAAAUCCACUGCCCCUCCUUCCCUGUCUGAUCCCUGUGGAACCUUGGAUGUCCAGGUUCCAUUUCUAUGAUCAGUUCAGUUGGGUGCGGGCUGCAGUGAAGGAGCUCCCAAGCCUUUGGAUGGAAAAGACAUGGUACUUAGAGUCGUCUGAUUUGUCAGAAGCUGAAAUGUCUGUGCUUCGAAAAACAUCAGAACGAUUAGAGAUACUGUUCAGAUUCUUCUUUAAUUGCUGCAGAGUUGUCGUUUUUUCCAGCUGUGUGUGUAUUUGUGCACAUGAAAAUUACCUAACAGAACAAUUUCCAAUAUAACAGUGAAAUUAUAUUUCCAAAGAACAGCAGUAGCAUAAUAUCUCUUUAAAACAUCCCAGGGAGCAAGCAGUAUUUUUGAGUUUGUGAAAACUUUCCUUCAAGCUGGUUAUAAAGCGCAACACUGGAAGAAAAAUAUGAUUAAAAAGCCUGCAGUUUUAGGUACUCUUGAUUUUGGCUUUUUGUUUUUGUUUUUUAAAAAGCCAGCAAGUUCUUUUUUCCUAUUUCUUCUUAAAAUUUAACAUCGUUCCCAAUGAAUUUUUCUGGUGAACUCAAAAAGCACACUCACUGUGUCAUGAACUAUUUAAUUUUAGUUAAAACUAAUAAAGGUAUUAUGCUGCCAUUGCUGUUUGAUUUUUAUUUUUUUUAAUGGACCAAUAUAUUUGCCUCCGUUUAUUUUCUGCUGUAGCACAUAAACUUGCACGUUGGCCUUUUAAGUGAGUACUGGUCAUACUUGUUACAUGUUGUUGGGUUUUCCUCAUGCACUAAAUUUUAUAUCAGGGUUGCCAAAUGAAUCCAUAGCUUCCCUUUGAGGUAGGGGAGAAGUACGAUUAACUAACACAGUGAACCGCUACUGCUGCCGAAUGAUUGUCAGAAGUGUCUUUGAAGAACAAAAAUGUCAACACCGGGCUACUCAAAACAUUUUUUGCAUACUUGCAAGAGAUGAUUAACAAAUCCCCUGACCGGGAUAACAGUGGCGGAAAGUUUAUUUGGUAAAGACUCUGGAAAGAGUACAGGCAUUGAACUCAGGGACAUUAUGCCACCCACAUGCCAUAUAAUAUAACAAAAAGACAACCCCAAAAGAAGAGAAACCCCUUGGAAGUGAAAGUUGUCUCCACAACCAACAGUAGUCCCAUUGUCUUGACUAUUCCAUGUAAUUCCAUGAAUAGAAAAGCUCUGGUAUGGGUCAAGAACUUAACUUAUAGGGCUUAGAGCAGGAAGCAACCAUGUAGUUGGAGCUAGAUUGACACUAUUUCCUGCCCCAAAGUAUCAAACCAUCCAGACCUUUGUGUGUGAAACUUGGUCUUCCUCCUUGUAUGGGCAGCCUGUGCCCAGAGGCCUCAAGUCUCUGGUGUCAUGCAGUGGAUGACAAGCCACCAGAAGCUCGCACUUCCUGCUCUCCAGAGUACGAGGGGCCUGAUGUUACCAAGAGCAGAGUGCUUGGCCCUUGCUUCUUCUCCAGGACAACAUGGGAAGAUCAAGGAAGGAGGCCCCAGAGCAGAUGGAGAUGGUUUGAUCGAAAGACUUUGAGGAUGGUUCCAGGGAAGCAUUUGUGAUACCAUGAUAUCCAGUGCGUGCCCAGGCGUCUUGAAUGCCCGCCGUGGUUCUGAGCUUCGUGGUGGAGCUAACUUGGCAGCAAAGAGGGCGGAAGGAGGAAGGCAGCUCAACAACCAGGCUGAGUGUCAAGCCUUGGAGGUACAUGGACAGCAAGGGAGAGAUUCACCCAUCAGAAUAUGGUAGUCAGAUUUUUGGACCAUAUCUAGGUCUCUAUCUCAUUAGUUUGAACACCUUACUGGGCAUUUUGGUUUACGGGUCUAUAACAUGUUUUUCUAUUUCAGCUGAGAUCUUUUUAUACACCUUGGUUCACAACCAAACUUACUGUAAUUGUGCCAUGGCAUCCAAAGUGGUACAGUUUGGCUCAGACCACUGAACCACCUCUGUCUCUGUACGGGCUUGAAAUCCUCUGUCAGAUUGAAAUUGCCUCGUAACAGAAUGUUUCCCCCCAGUUUUACUUAAGCAGAAUUGUGUUACGAAAAUUGACUGUCCCUUUGUAACCCUCAGAAGACAAACCAGCAGGACCUGAUGAUCUCAUUCACCACUAGGAGCUGUUCAUGAGGCUGUGCCAAAUUUUCACGAGGCUUGAGAUUUUUCUUUUUCACAGUGAAAACUGGCAUUUCAUGGGUCAUUAUGUUUUGACUGAAGGAAUAGCAUUCCUGGAAGAGGAGGAGGUGGCGGCGUUACUCUUCACUGCAAAACUACCAUCCCUCAGGUUCUCAUGUCCAAAGCACUGGUCAAGGGAGAAGGAGACGGUUCACACUUUUCUGGAGAUUACUUUAAAGGACUCGUUCCACAGUAAUAUGCACAAAGUGUGAACCUCCUUCUCCCUUCUUCUGAGAAGCAAACUAAAAAACAGAAGCCGAUCUCUCCCCCCCCCCCCCCGGCUCAACCAAAAUGCUGUCCACAUGAUUCAUGUAUAAGGAUCUGUAACUUGGAGGUCAGAUUCAAACACAGAAGGAAGGAAGUUGCCAUGGAUGUUUGCAGGAAGCGGAGAGAGGGGAGGCACAAGAGUGUUGCGGCUUCUUCUCUGUAGGCUUCCUGGUCUUUUAAGAAGGCAAGGGAUACUAAGUCCCCUCAUCAGAUGAAUGCACAUCCAUCACUUUGGGCCAGACCUAGCAGUGUGGGGAGAAGCACAACUCACGCUUCCUCUUUCACCUCUUUAUUUGAACACCAGAAAUAGAAUCAUAGAAUUGGAAGAAUGAUAGAAAAAUAGGGUUGGAAAGGGAUCAUGAGGGUCAUCUAUUUCAAUCCCCUUGCAGGGCACGAAUCUCAGCUGAAUCAUCCAUGACAGGUGACCAUUCAACCUCUGCUUUAACAAGGAAGGAGAGUCUACCACCUCUUGAGGGAGACCAUUCCACCAUUGAAUAGUUCUUCCUGUCUGACUGUUCUUCCUGAUGUUUAUUCCAAGUUUCUCCAAAAUCAGUGGGACUUGGUUUAGGAUUCAGGGUAAUGAGUGUGGGGCAUUUUGAGUUUUUCUUCAUUAGGAUGAAAUGGUGAGUUAGGGACUCUGCGGGAGCUCUUAUCUCAAAGGUCUUCCGCCAUUCCUCUUGUCCUCUGUGUUUUAUAUUUCUUGGCGAUAAUGGUUUUUGUGUAAUGAUACAUUUUAAAAAUAUGUUUUAAAGGAGUCUGUGAUUUUAACUGGAACGGUUGGAAGUAAACAGUGAGCCUUGCCACCUCUCAUCUCUGAUUAUUAAAACAUUUCCUUACUGGA